Molecule: messenger RNA, 1524 nt
Organism: Vicia faba (fava bean)
Lineage: Eukaryota; Viridiplantae; Streptophyta; Magnoliopsida; Fabales; Fabaceae
Source: the annotation of a GenBank genome assembly
AUGCCACCACCCCGAGCGCUUCCAGGGUUCUAUUUCGACGCAGAGAAAAACCGUUAUUUCCCGAUCAAAAACCCCAUUCCCGGCUCUUCUUCCAAGAAACCUAAAAUCACCACUCCAAAACCUCCCCAAACCGAUCCGUUUCAAGAAAAGAGUAGAAGUUCUUGUAGGAAGCUUCGUAACAGAACGUCGAAGCUGCUUCAGAUUAGGGAGUUAGAUGGUCGUCAUGUUAGUGCCUCACAUUAUUGCAAGUGUAACUUCACUGAGGAGUUUCGGAGAAUGCGAACGUCUCAGCCCACCAUUUGGAAGUAUCAAGGAACUGAUAGGAUGUGUAUCAGUGCUUUGGAACACUUGAAUGUUGAUGUGCAGACACUAGAAGGUAGAUUUAGGACGGAUGUUUUGUUGAGUGGAAGCAUCAGUGGCUCGCUGAGUUUUUCUGAAGUUGGAAGGAUUGGGCAAAAUUUCAAUGACGGGGUAAAGUGGAUGCCAUAUUGUAUGAGGAGUAAUAUUAAAGGGAAAGAAGAUGGGCAUAUCAAGGUGCCAGGGCCUCUUUUUAGACAUAAUGGAGCUUCGCUGCAUAUGUCAUCCAGAAUAUCUUGUAUAAGAUUGGGUCCAGAUUUAGCCCCUAAUGCUGCGAGUGAUAGUCCAAGUGUUGGAAAUGCAUUAUUUACUACUCUUGGAUCAGAAACAUCUGGUGGAUCUGUUUAUACCAUCAGUCUUGCUGAGCCAAUAGAUCUUGGAGCAGGAAUUCUAAAUACAUGGAGUAGACUAGAGGAAAUAACUUCUUUCAUGUGUACCCUUUGGACAGCUGAAUACGACUAUAACAGACAUCGGGCUAUAAUUGGUACCAAUCAGGGAGGUGCUUCAGUGGAUCUGGAAAGUGGGACAAGGUCAUGGUUUUUACGUUGUAAAAGUGAUGUUUUUGCACAACAGAUUGUUGAUUCAGGAAAUGUGAUUUUAUGUGGACUAAGAAACGGGGAAGUUGUCUCUGUAGAUUUUAGAAAGAAAAGAUUGCUUUCUAGUAGAUUUCCUGAGCAUAGGAUAUCAUAUGUAUCUUCAGAUAAGAGAGUUGGAAGUUCUAAGCUUGCAGGAAACAUUUAUCCUUCACAUACCAUUAAGAUGCCUUCAUCUAUAUCCUGUUUGGCAUCACUUAAAUAUGAUGACCAGUACUUCUUGGCAAGCUCUGUGGAUGGAUCGAUAAAGCUAUAUGACCGCCGCAUGCUCCAGAAGGGUGCUGUUCAAUCUUAUGAAGGGCACGUGAAUUCCCAUACUCAAAUACAGCUCGGUGUUGACCCAGAUGAGAGAUAUGUUAUGUCAGGCGGGGAGGAUUGCAAGCUACGCAUAUGGAGUAUAAAAUCUGGGGAAUUGCUUUUGGAGGAUAAAUUUUCUAAUUCAGUUCUCACCACUGUGUGCUAUCAAUCAUUUAAAAAAUUUAAAGCAGAGGAAGAAAGCCAGUACACAUACAAUUCUUCUUUGGGUGCAUGGCUUGGAUCAUAUGAAGGGCUCUUUUAUAUGGACUGGCUGUGA